GAGCUCUGCAGGACAGGGCCUCCCGUACCCUGGAUUCACGCCCGUGGCACUCCGGUACCUCACACAGGAAACAAGACCGAGGAGUUGGUGCCUCAAGCUGAUCACGAAUCCAUGGUUCGAGAGAAUAUCAAUGCUGGUAAUCCUACUGAACUGCGUGACCUUGGGAAUGUACCAACCCUGCGUCGACGAUCAAUGUGUCACGAACAGAUGCAAAAUAUUACAGGUUUUUGAUGACAUCAUCUUCGCUUUUUUCACAUUGGAGAUGACGAUCAAAAUGGUGGCAAUGGGAGUUUACGGCCAUGGUACUUACUUAGCAGAUUCGUGGAAUAGACUCGAUUUUUUCAUUGUAAUGGCAGGGGCAUUGGAGUAUGCACUUAAUGUAGAAAAUAUAAACUUAUCAGCCAUAAGAACAAUUCGAGUAUUACGACCUCUACGAGCAAUUAACAGGAUACCAAGUAUGAGAAUCUUGGUGAUGCUUCUUCUUGACACCUUACCAAUGCUUGGAAAUGUUCUUCUUUUAUGUUUCUUCGUGUUCUUUAUAUUUGGCAUUAUCGGAGUUCAACUUUGGGAAGGGAUCCUCAGACAACGUUGUGAACUAGUACUUCCACCACAUGUUUGGAUACCAAACAUUUCCUACCAUUACGAGUUCUCAAAGGAAUUGGACUACAUAUGCACUACUCCAGCGGACAGUGGAAUGCAUACAUGUGGAAACUUCCCUCCAUACCGCUACGGUGCGCUGGUCUGCAACGAAACUGCCAAGCCUUACUCCUACAAUGCCCCAACAAAUACUUCUUGCGUCAAUUGGAACCUCUACUAUACUAACUGCUCACAGAGAGGCCCCAAUCCGUUUCAGGGCACGAUAUCGUUUGACAAUAUCGGCCUUGCUUGGGUCGCUAUAUUUUUGGUAAUAUCCUUGGAAGGAUGGACGGACAUAAUGUAUUACGUACAAGACGCGCAUAGCUUCUGGGAUUGGAUAUACUUUGUCCUGCUCAUUGUUAUCGGUUCGUUCUUCAUGAUCAAUCUCUGCCUCGUCGUCAUCGCGACUCAAUUCAGCGAGACCAAGAAGCGAGAAAUGGAGCGAAUGCGAGCUGAGAGAGCCCGCUUCACUUCGUCUUCGACCCUGGCCUCGUCUACCAACAACAGCGAACCAGCGACCUGCUAUGCAGAGAUUGUGAAGUACGUCGCACAUUUGUGGAGGCGGUUUAAACGGAGAAUGGCUAAGAAGAUCAGGGUAUACCGAUACCAACGGGCUCAACUUCGAUGGCGGACAAGUAGAGAAACAUUGCAAUUGCCAACUAACAAACCGAAGCAGCACCACCCUUGUUGUCCGCGAGUUCAUCCUCAGACGAAUGGGAGAAAGGUGGAUGAGGAGGCCGCGGUAGGGGGGGGAGGCGAGGAGCCCCUCGGCAGGCCGAGCCUGUUGCGCGUACCUUCCCUGUCCGCCGCCGAUCUUGAGAACGCCUCCAAUCUGUCGUUGCUCUCGCCGCCGUCCCUGGCUCGUCGGCGGUCGUCAGUCAUGUUCAGUGACACGGUGCUGCUCCACACACCUAAUUCACCGCACUUGGCGCAUCCGCAUAAUGUAUGCUCGUCAGAGAAAAUGACACAGACAGAAUUCGACCUGCCGACAGGCGACACGGCUGAAGAAAAAGCCGCAGCUGGAGGCACCAUGUCCUGCCAAGAAUUGCUAGCUUUAUCAGGGGCAUUAUCUGCAGCACUACCAACUGGCCAGGUCGCCUUGGAUUCUUUCUUUGAGGAACUAACAAAGGGGAUUAGUAAAAGAGCUGGAGAAGAAAAAAUGGAUACAAAGACAAUAGAAAUAGAAGACUUUUCAUGCUGUGCUGAUCUCAUAGCAGCUGAUGCCGCAGCAAAAGAAACGAGGAAGAAUCGUUUCGCAAACGCAUGGUCGUUGUGUUGGAGAAAAGUAUCAAGAUUGUUUUCUUGGAUGCGUAAGCAUAUCAAAAACAUGGUCAACCACAAAUAUUUUCAGCAAGGUAUUCUACUAGCUAUUCUUAUCAAUACUUUAUCAAUGGGCAUUGAAUAUCAUAACCAACCCGAAGAACUAACAGUGAUAGUAGAAAUCAGUAACGUCGUAUUUUCGGCAAUAUUCGCGGUUGAGAUGUUGCUUAAAAUCAUCGCCGAGGGACCAUUCAAAUACAUUUCCAACGGAUUUAACGUUUUCGACGGAGUUAUUGUGAUAUUGAGUGCAUUUGAGCUGGCCCAAAGUAUGCGGAAUGAUACAACGGAAAUGGCUGGCAGCUCAGGGCUCUCAGUGUUACGCACAUUUCGACUGCUGCGGAUACUAAAAUUAGUCAGAUUCAUGCCAAAUCUGCGAAGACAGUUGUUUGUUAUGCUCAGGACUAUGGACAAUGUGGCCGUCUUCUUCUCUCUACUCGUCCUCUUCAUAUUUAUAUUCAGCAUCCUCGGUAUGAACCUCUUCGGGUGCAAAUUCUGCGAGAAAGAUGAAGAGGGCGACCAAGAGUGCGACAGAAAAAACUUUGAUACUCUAUUGUGGGCCUUUGUCACGGUGUUUCAGGUGUUAACACAGGAGGAUUGGAAUGUUGUGUUGUUCAACGGUAUGGAAAAAACAAGUCACUGGGCCGCGUUAUAUUUUGUGGCGCUCAUGACUUUUGGCAAUUAUGUUCUAUUCAAUCUACUCGUAGCCAUACUCGUUGAGGGAUUCAGUUCUGAGCGAAAUGAACGAAGAGAGCGCGAACAGCGCGAAUUGGCAAAAUCGAAAUUAUCUAAUGAAUGUUUUUCGGACAACAAUGAAUUACAAUACGAUGAAUCAAAUUCUGGGUCACAUUCGAGUGACAGUUUUUCUCAGAACGAAAUAAAAAACUACUGGCGCUCAGCAGACGACGUACGUAAAGCCAAAGACGACGUGAAUGGUCACAAGGAUAAAGCGAAGGCGCGACGUAAAGCGAAAUCCUCAAGCCAUCAUCCCACAUUGUGCAAAGACUGCGCGCAAUCCAAUAAGUGUAACUUACAGAAGGAGUCAAAAAUGUUGGCAAACAAUGCAGGAGCAGAAUCCGCCAUGGUACCGAUGAUUACUCAUACAGCGGCCACUCCGCAAGACUCACCGUCCACCACGUUAGAACCCGGCGCAUCUUUCAGAGAUUUCAACAUGGCGCUAAGCUUAGAGCGAUCUUCCAUGCUUUCCAGUCUAGAUUCUAUAGAUCGAACCUCUUGCACAAGUAUACCUGGUCUUCUAAAGCCACCGAACAGCUACACCCUUACUCUCCAUUCCGCUGCUGCCCAAUUAGGAGCUGAAAAAGCACGUCUUCCACCAAUGUCCUUAGCUCCUCCCCCUUUAACACUAGCCUUUCCACCAAUCAGAACCUCUGGAUCAACAACACCAACCACCCCGAGAUCUAUCCCCAGCCCAAUUAUGCCAGAGAAAAACUUACAUAUCACGAUUAUGAAAGAGGAUAAUUUGAAUACCAGCGAAAAAUCCAGCCUUUUGAGUUCCCAAAAGAGCAUAGCUGUAACUAGCCCAGGUGCCAAUGAAGACAAAUGCAGAGUACAAAGAGGGUACAGUUGGAGGCUCUCCAGGCCCAGUCUGCGAAGGAAACCAAAACACAGGACCGGUUCCGAUUCUGACGCUGUCAUACUGAACAAUGGACGUGAUCAUGCUACUUGUAACGGUUCCGGUCUCCGGAAGAACGAGUUGCUGUUAUCAUCAACGAUAGUGAUAAAGAACGACACCCAGUCAGAACUUCCCAACAAUCGAUCUCGCUCCCAACUACCAGCGCCCCGGGUAUUAGCGCCGCCUGCAGCGAGACGCGUGUCCGCUCAUACUGCACCACUUCUGCCAGAUGUCUCGUGGAAAGCUCCGGAAGCUGGCUUCUCGUCGGAUUCUACUGUUCGCUUGGAUACUGUAAAACCUCCGCCUCAUAGACUUUCCCUCACUAAUGACUACCUCACAGUGACGACAGUAUCUGACGUGAAGGCUAGCAACCUGGUGCCUCCUGCUGGUCAUGUGGCCCAGAUUGCAGCCCGGCCUGCCAGGAACGAGCCGCCAUUACCAGUCAGGCCAAACAACCAAUCACUACCGUUAAUUAAACAGAUCAAUGAAGAGAUAACGAUAAGUAAUAAUAACUCGUGUAUUCUGUCAGGAAGAUUCAACCACAGAAGAUUCAGAUUUAAGGAUCUUUUUCGAUUUAUGGAACCAACAGGGUGUCUUAAGGAAAAAGAAGACUACUCCUUAUACAUAUUUUCUCCACAAAAUAAGAUGCGUAGGUUUUGCACAUGGAUGGUGACCAGGAGUUGGUUCGACAACAUUGUGCUACUUUUCAUAGCCCUGAAUUGCAUAACAUUAGCUAUGGAAAGACCCAACAUCCCACCCGACUCCAAGGAGAGAGCCUUCCUCUCUAGUGCCAAUUACGUUUUCACCGCCGUGUUUGCAGUCGAAAUGUUUAUAAAGGUGAUAGCAUCUGGCAUGUUUUAUGGUCCCGAAGCUUACUUCACUUCAGGAUGGAACAUCAUGGAUGGCUCUCUAGUGAUUAUAUCCAUCAUUGACCUGUUGAUGUCUCUUAUCUCAGAAUCUAGUCCAAGAAUAUUCGGAAUUCUUAGGGUAUUUAGAUUACUACGGUCGCUAAGACCAUUGCGAGUAAUAAACCGGGCUCCAGGGUUGAAACUAGUUGUACAAACUCUUUUGUCCUCAUUGAGACCCAUCGGAAACAUCGUGCUUAUCUGUUGUACAUUUUUCAUCAUAUUUGGUAUUUUAGGAGUGCAGUUGUUCAAAGGAGCGUUUUUCUACUGUGAAGGUGCGAACAUAAAAAACGUGAAGAAUAAGACUGACUGCUUAGCCAUAGAAGGCAAUGUGUGGGUGAACAGAAAAUAUAACUUUGACGAUUUGGGAAAAGCUUUGAUGUCAUUAUUCGUUCUCAGCUCAAGGGACGGUUGGGUCAAUAUAAUGUAUACGGGGUUGGAUGCAGUCGGCGUUGAUCAACAGCCAAUUGUCAACUAUUCGGAAUGGCGCCUUCUUUACUUCAUUGCGUUCAUAUUACUCGUGGGAUUCUUCGUGUUAAACAUGUUUGUAGGUGUCGUUGUAGAAAACUUCCAUCGAUGUAGGGAAGAGCAAGAAAAAGAAGAGAGAGUACGGAGAGCCGCUAAACGUGCUCUUCAAAUGGAGAAGAAAAGACGAAAAAUGCAUCAAAGACCAUAUUACUCCGACUACUCACAAACGCGUCUUUUUGUCCAUAAUGUUGUUACCUCUAAGUAUUUUGAUUUGGCUAUUGCUGGUGUCAUUGGUCUCAACGUAGUCACAAUGGCCAUAGAAUACUAUAGAAUGCCUCCAGCUUUGCAGUAUGCUCUUAAAAUAUUUAAUUAUUUCUUCACUGCAGUCUUCAUACUAGAAGCACUGAUGAAAUUAGUAGCGUUAGGAUUUAAAAUAUAUUUAAAAGACAAAUGGAAUCAACUUGACGUGAUAAUCGUUAUUUUAUCCAUAGUUGGUAUAGUUUUAGAAGAGUUAGAAACAAAUAUAAUUCCUAUCAAUCCAACUAUAAUGAGGGUUAUGAGGGUAUUGAGGAUAGCUAGAGUGUUGAAAUUAUUGAAGAUGGCUAAGGGAAUACGAGCCUUACUGGAUACGGUGAUGCAAGCGUUGCCACAAGUCGGAAAUUUGGGACUGCUAUUUUUUCUACUCUUCUUUAUAUUUGCCGCAUUAGGGGUGGAGCUUUUUGGAAGAUUGGAAUGCUCUGAUGAGAUUCCAUGCCAAGGGCUUGGUGAGCACGCCCAUUUCGCCAACUUUGGUAUGGCAUUCCUCACUCUUUUCCGAGUGGCGACCGGAGACAACUGGAACGGCAUCAUGAAGGACACUCUACGCGAAGACUGCGACAGUUCCGUCGACUGCGUGCGCAACUGUUGCGUGUCCACCGUCAUAGCGCCCAUAUUCUUUGUUGUCUUUGUACUGAUGGCGCAGUUCGUUUUGGUCAACGUUGUGGUUGCUGUAUUAAUGAAACACCUAGAAGAAUCCCAUAAGCAAAUGGAAGAUGAAAUUGAUAUGGACGUUGAAUUAGAACGAGAAUUGGAAAGAGAGGCUGACGAUGAAGAAGACAGAGCUCUUUGCCGCGCUCUUGAGCAGUGCAUGUCGCCACCACGACCCUUGAACAAGGUACCCUCACUCCCCGCCAAUUUCACAUACAGCGAGCCAAAACAACCAGCACCGUCGCCCGCACGUAGACGACGCACCAUGCACUCUCAUCACGCUUUACUGCCUUCAGCAUUACCACCAAGACGAGCCUCAUUAUCUCCUCAUGCAUUUGGACGACGUCGACAGGACUCCAGCUCGGAACCACCAGCAGCACUCUACGAAGAAGACGCUCGAUUUAUCGAUGCAGAUGAUAUUGAUGAACUAGAGCCCGGCAGCCCGCCGCGACGCGACUCCUUCGUCAAUAAUAGAAGACAGCGCGUCGAUAAAAGAAACUCCUUGAGAGGCGAAGAAGCCCGGCUUUUGCGGCCGGCUCCAGUCCUUCUUGCCGUUCCGUCGACUCGGCAAACUAUUCGAAUAAAUUCCAAACGUAGAUCUUCUACGGAAUCGGCAGUCACUAGUGAAGCCAGCUACGGGUCAGCACGAUCUCAGCCGCAGUUGAUGGUCGAGAAGGCUGAUCAACCGAUUAGUGAAGGAGAAAAGAUAAGAAUAGCGAUAGCUGAAAGGCGAAAGAUGGAAGCGACAAAGCCGGAACCAGAUGAGGUGGUAGAACUAUCUGAGCAAGGCUCCUAGUCCAGGCGAGGCCGGCCGCUGCAACACCAUGAAGUGUACAUCUAGAAGUCACCUCAUGUGACCUCUGAAGUACCUUCUCCCUGUCGUCCUCUCGUCUAUCGUAUGUGUGCUCAAAGAUCAAUGAAUGUUUGGACUCGGUUGCGCAACAGUGUUACAGUGACGUUUAAAUGAACUAAUGAUUUCAAUAUACUUUAGAGUGUUGCUAAAUAAUUCAACCGACUGUGUGAUAAGAUUUGGUACUUUAAAAGUGAUUGUUUCCUUGUAUUCUCUUCUAAACCUUUACCGAAUGUUCCUUUUCCAUUGCGGCCGGUUCAAAAAUUUCAUUAAAGAGACUUUAAUUAUUUAAGUAAGAAUAAACUUAGGUAGAUAGGAGUUAGAACUAGUCAAUUGUUGUGGGGAAUGAUUUCUACGAGAGCUAUAAAACACUUCGUAAUUUUACUGGGUAAUUAAUUAGUACGGUGCUUACUGUUAAAAAUUUUAUUUGUUAAAAUUGAUGAAUAUUUGUAUAGAAAGAGUUUUCGAAGAACCUCAACGAAAUAAAGCAAGUGAUAGUUUUUGUUUGUUGUUUAGCUGAAUUGUUAACUGCUCGUGUGUCUGUUUAGUUAUUAGAUUUUAUUUAUACAUCUUAAGAACGGGUUUCAGAUCAUUGAAUCUAAUAGUAAUUAAGAAUUGUAUAAUUCAACGUGAAAAAGCCUACACUGUAAUUUGGUUUCGCAUACUUAUGUUACUAUUUCUACCAGUUCUAGCCAACGAUUAUGUAGCUUAGCCUCGUAGAGAGUUGUUAUUAGCUAGAACUUAUCAAUCUAAUAAGUACAGAACCAACCGUUCGUGAAUUGAAUAUUAACUCUCUAAAGAUGAAAAUAUUUUCUGAAUAUAAAUGGAUCCUAUUUUCUUACAGUCAUGUACGUAAUUUAGACGUGUAACUGGCAAUACGCACAUAAAAUUAGGACGUAGUUUUUGGUAGACAUUGCUGACCGCAGUAUCUUGAACCAUUAACCCAUUACAAAUUGCGGGCAUAAAAAAUAGUGGAUUGGGAAUUAACAUAAGUUUUCUAUGAUUUGUGUGUUUAGCGAUUCAUAUUAGCCGUGCCAAAUCUACGAUUACAAUUUAUAGCAUACUUUUUCUACUAUUUUAAUUGAUCACUUGCGUAGUAGCUUGUCUUAUCUUUCAAACUUUCAGCUUGUUCGAAUAGUUUAAGUGAGGGCCACCGUACAAUUGAUAAUGUAUGCCAAAGUAGCUAAAGUAUAAAGGAAGUUUAGUUUUAACUACUGCUAGACUUAUUUGAGAGCGCGGUGUGACUUGCGGUUCUUGUAAAGAUGAUGGAGACCUAGUUAGGGAAGUCAGCAAUAAAUUUUAUACUUCGACUGUGCCUUUCCUAUUUCUAAUAUAUUAGCUUGUCGAAUUGAUUGGUGAGUAGACUCUGAACUUACAUGUAUACUGUAGGAGUUGAAGGGUAGAUACAUUACCUCUAUAUUAAUUCUUGUUGAGACUCAUUGAGUUUUUGUUGUGAGUCAUGUGAAAAGUUUAAUAUGUAAGAUAAACAAAGAAGGCAAAAUAAUUUACUUUAUCAUUCCGAACAAACUAUCCUAUUAUGUAUUCAAUGAACGAGAUAAAGUUGAAACUUUUAAUGCUGCUUUUGUUACUUUAUAUUAAAUUUAUUCCACUGCAUUUCUAAUGGAUUUUCUGGUAACUAAGUUUGACUUAUCUGUUAAUUCAUCCUUCCAAUAGUUUUGUCUUUGAUUACACGAUGUCUUCCACUUUUACUUGUUUUAUGGAUUUUAAUUGAUGUGGCAUUGAAUUUCUUAUGUAUGGGCAUAAGGUUCUUUUCUUUGAUAACGAUGUUUAAUAAAACAUAUUUAUAACGACUUAAAAGUUCACUCUGAAAGAAUUGAUUCAAUGGAAUUUAGUAAGGAUAAGUAUAGCAUUUUCGUGAUAAACGUAAAUUUCGUGAUAAAAUGAGUAAUUGUUUUUCGAUACUGAAUGUAUGGUAAAUUUUAAGAAGUAUGAACAAUGUUCAUUAGUUGAGUACACCUGUUAAUCUUAGCUGGUGGUCUGUCAAAAGUUACGACAAUGUUAGGUUGAAAAAAUAAAUUCUAAAUUCUAUGUCUGGCUUUUAUUAUUAAUAAAUAACACUUUUCUUACACCUAUGAUGUCAAGAACUCUAUAUCUAUU
Amyelois transitella is the source of this 8893-nucleotide messenger RNA. It is a transcript of the gene Ca-alpha1T, whose product is annotated as voltage-dependent T-type calcium channel subunit alpha-1G. Lineage: Eukaryota; Metazoa; Arthropoda; Insecta; Lepidoptera; Pyralidae. Gene Ontology annotation, molecular function: low voltage-gated calcium channel activity; voltage-gated sodium channel activity. Bases 131 to 6721 code for a protein of 2196 amino acids. Gene Ontology annotation, biological process: neuronal action potential; calcium ion transmembrane transport; calcium ion import. The record is from RefSeq and is a predicted model, not a curated record. Gene Ontology annotation, cellular component: voltage-gated calcium channel complex; voltage-gated sodium channel complex; neuron projection. The transcript has 34 exons.